This is a messenger RNA of Rana temporaria (common frog), 4889 nucleotides long. Its product is annotated as eosinophil peroxidase-like. The transcript has 14 exons. NCBI's taxonomy places the organism in Eukaryota, Metazoa, Chordata, Amphibia, Anura, Ranidae. The record is from RefSeq and is a predicted model, not a curated record. The coding region runs from base 53 to 2197 and encodes 714 amino acids. Gene Ontology annotation, molecular function: peroxidase activity; heme binding. Gene Ontology annotation, biological process: response to oxidative stress.
GUUAUAAAUACAGAUGAGGGAACUACCUCCAGAGUGACAUAGGCCGGCGAGAAUGCCACCCCUGUGCUCCAGUAUUUGGUUCUUGCUGCUCUCUGGAAUAAUAACUACAAGUAAAUCGUCAUUUUAUGAUGGAGUCGAGGAAUUGGACGAUGAAGUUAUUGUAAAUUGUGCAAAAGAAGCUAAGAAUCUGGUGGACACGGCAUAUAAAAACACACGCUUAAUCUUGAAAGAACGUUUGAGAACAAAGGAUGUGGGUGCUCGUGAGCUCAUGGCCUACUUCAAGCAGCCUGUAGCAACGAGCAGGAACUAUAUUCGUGCAGCUGAUUACAUGGGUACAACUCUGCAGCUCCUGGCGGAAAAAUUCAAAUAUGUUAGCAACAGGCCUUUCAAUAUCUCAGAUAUAUUAACAAAGCACCAGUUGGAUUCAAUCUUUAAGAUUUCAGGUUGUGAAGCUCAGUACCGCCCCAUGGCUUGUCAGGACAGUCCAUAUCGCACCAUUACUGGCACAUGUAAUAACAGGAGAAAUCCCACUCUUGGUGCUUCCAACACAGGCUUUACACGUUUACUACCUGCUGAGUAUGAAGAUGGCCUGUACCUUCCCCGUGGCUGGACCGAAAACCGUCCAAUCAAUGGAUUUCCUUUGCCUUUGGCACGUCAAGUAUCCAAUGAGAUUGUCAGAUUCAACACACAGGAAAUAACUUUGGACAAUGACCGCGCUCUCGCCUUUAUGCAAUGGGGGCAAUGGACCGAUCACGACCUUGACCUGUCCCCUGAAACCCCGGCAAGAUCCACAUUCCUGGAAGGGAUUGACUGUGACACCAACUGUGCCCGGGAGCCCCCCUGCUUUCCUCUCAAGAUCCCAGCAAAUGACCCUCGCAUCACAAAUCGCAGUGACUGUCUUCCAAUGUUUCGCUCAUCCCCUGUGUGUACACCAGGAUCCCCAGUUCGAGAGCAGAUAAAUAUACUCACUUCAUUCGUUGAUGGAAGCCAAGUAUAUGGUAGCGAUGUUGCACUGGGUAAUAAACUUCGGAAUAACACCAACCAGCUGGGCCUUAUGGCCAUUAACCAGAAUUUCACAGACAAUGGCCUUGCAUAUCUGCCCUUUGAAACUGCUGUGGAAGACUUUUGUGUCUUGACAAACAAAUCAUCAGGAAUUCCCUGCUUUCUGGGAGGAGAUCCUCGUGUCAGUGAACAGCCUGGGCUUACUGCUUACCAUACUCUAUUUGUUCGAGAACACAACCGUUUAGCAACAGAGCUACGCAGAUUGAACCCUGGCUGGUCUGGAGAGACUCUAUAUCAAGAAGCCAGGAAAAUUGUAGGGGGGAUUCUGCAGAAAAUAACUUAUAAAGACUGGUUGCCUUUACUGCUGGGAUCAGAAAUGCCGCGAGUCCUCCCAAGAUACAGAGGAUACAAUGAGUCUGUGGAUCCAAGAGUAGCCAAUGUUUUUACCAUUGUGUUCCGUAUGGGCCAUACUCUGAUACAGCCUACCAUCUACCGCCUCGCCGAUGGUUAUCGCCCUUAUGCGCCAGAACCAGAGACCCCACUUCAUAUGACUUUCUUCAACAGCUGGAGAGUGGUCAGACAAGGGGGGAUUGAUCCUCUGCUUCGUGGGCUCAUGUUUAACCGAGCAAAACUUAACCGUCAGAACCAGCUGGUGGUAGAUGAAUUAAGAGAUAGACUGUUCAAGCUUUUCAAACGACUUGGUUUCGAUUUAACAGCCCUCAACAUGCAAAGAGGCAGAGAACAUGGAGUGCCAGGAUACAAUGCAUACCGGAGGUUUUGUGGACUUUCUGCUCCACGUAAUAUGCAGGAGUUGGCUGCUGUGCUGAAUAACAGAGAACUAGCUCAAAAAUUCAUAGAUCUUUAUCGCACUCCCGAAAAUAUUGACAUCUGGACUGGAGGGGUUGCUGAACAACUGGUCCCCAAUGGCAGAAUUGGGAGGUUACUUACCUGUCUGAUUGGAAACCAGUUACGGAGGGCCCGAGAUGGAGAUCGAUUUUAUUAUGAGAACCCUGGGGUAUUCACGGAAAAUCAGAGAAACGCAAUAGAAAGGGUUUCUUUUGCACGUGUCAUCUGUGAAAACACCAGAAUUACAGAGGUCCCCCGAAAUGUCUUUUUGGGAAACCGGUAUCCUCGGGAUUUUGUAAGAUGUUCCAGCAUUCCAGCUCUGGAUCUAAGACCAUGGAGAAAUCCCUAAUGUAUCAACUUCAUCUAUUCUGAAAUCAAAACCUGACUUGAAAGACAUAGCUGCUUCGAGGAGAGCAAAUACCCUACAAUCUCCUGCUUAGAUCAACUGCCUUUAUGUCAACUUUUACUAUGAAAAUUAAACAUUAUAAUAGCAAUGUUUCUUAUGAAUAAAGUAAUUGCUCCAAGUUUGUUGCUAGACAUGUUUACUCAUUAAGGAUGGUUAUUUUACAUUUAUUUUUAUUAGAUGAAGAGUGAUUUUUACUUAUAUGUUACCAGCCUCCCUGGCGAUAAAGAAAGCUGCACAUAAAGCCCCUCUGACAUGAUUCUUUGGGUGGUGUCAUGGGUAGGGAUCAAAUUUUAAGUGCCCAUAUUGCAUAUAUGACCCAACCACCUCAAUGCAAUGGGCAUAGGUUAAUAUUAGUUUUUUAAAGCCCUCAUAUUACAUACUUUUUGUAUAUCUAAAGGGCAUUGUACAAUCACUUUAAAAAAGUAUAUAGUUAAGGCUGAAGGCAAGGCUGGAGUUCAGCUUUAACUGUACACUCUCUACAUGGUUUUAUGGCUUUUUCUUAAAAUAAUGUGGAUAAUGUGUUUACAGCAUGUCCCACCUCUACCAACGCUACUUUUAUCCACCCAAAUCUUGAACGUCAGCCAUCUGCUGAAGCCCAGGAGCACACCCUUGCUCCAUACUGCACUUGAAUUCAAGAAAACAAGCUGCACACUGAUGACAUCUUGGAAAUCCAAUUUGUUUAUUAGAGUAGCUUGUAGCACACACUGUGAGCCUUCCACUCCAGGCCCCACCUCCAACACAUUUCACUUGUAACUGGAACAGACAAACAGUUUCCUCUGUCUCCAUGAUUAAGUCCAGUUACAGGUUAAACUCUUUAAAGGUGUGGCCUGAGGUGGAAGGCUCUCAGUGUAUGCUGGAAGCUACAUGCUUGUCUAAUAAACAAAUUGGACUUCCAAAAUGUCAUUGGUGUGUGGCCCAUGUGUACGUUUCGUGUUCAUGGGGUACAACAGGGUCAGUGGAGGAACUACCAGGGUCACAAAAGUCACCACUAUGGGGGGGAAACGGUCAGAGACAGCAGGAAGGGCACCCCCCCUCCCCGGAUAGAUGUAGAAAACGUCCAUGAGGUAAAACGACACUGCUUGAGGCGGACACUGUUUGCUACACUGAGUGGGUCCCCCUAUUCUGGCUUCAGGAUUGCCAGCUGUUUCAGCUUCAUACAGCCCUGCCUGCCUAUGUACACAUCUCAGGUCCUUCCAUCCAUGCUGAUAUAGAGCUGCUUGAAUGUGAAGUGUGCUAUAUUUUUUGCACCAAUAACUACUUUUAAUUUUUAAUGUGAUCAGGCCAUCCUGUCUUUUUGUUUUUGAUAAAGAGCCCCCGGGACCAGGCUUGAAGAAGAGGGACCAAUGACUGAUGGAAAGGGGCUAGGGGGGGUUUUCAGGGAAAUCCUUCAAGGUUUCUUAGGCCAGGGCCCCGAAUGUUCUAGCUACGUCUCUGAACAGAGUUAUAUAAUAUGCUGCUUUAAUGUGAUAUUUUGGCUUGCUUAUAGCAUCAAUGUAAACGAGUGUUUAGUUGACAUGUUCAAUGUAUAAGAAAGGAACAGUUUUUUUUUUUUUAAUCAGUAGAUUUUUGUUUAAUCCAAAGGAAAGAGACACAACUCUGAGCCUUGCAUCUUGCCUCACACCUUCACUGCAUUGUUCGGAAAUAAUCCUUUUUCCAAGGAUACUUAAAUUACUGGCACUCCAGCAUCUCCUCCAGAAUUCCUUUUUAAAAGGCUGCAGUGAUCGUAGUUUAUUAACUUUAGAUUUUUGUUUAAGCUCUUUUAUUUUCUUUAAAAUAUCUGCACUGAUUUAGCAAAUCAUUGCCUGCUAAUUGUGAUAUAUUGCACACUUGUAUAUGCAUAUUACUAGCAAGCCAGUGAUCCAUAAUUAUGCAAUAUUUUACAUGAAGACUAAAGUGUAUUUAUAGCCACAACCUUUUUUUUUAAGUUUUGGAAAGCAUUAGAACCCCUGUUAAGUUUGUACUGCUAUCUGUGUCCUCGCUGGGGAGAUUCACCCUUUUGCUUGUCCUAGUGAGAUACACAAUGUUAUAGGAAAUCCACAAUUUUGUAGAACAAGAAAUGAGAGAAAAUCUUCCAGUUGGGACACUUGUUUGAAUGACAGCUGUGGGGAAUUCCCUGCACUUUCCAGUGAUAUCCUCUUGGUUCCUCUUUUGCCUACAGGACACAAGUGAAUGGAAAUCUCCCAACGAAAUAGAGAGCAAAAAAUAAUCGGGUUUUGAUCUUACCCUACACCAGCCGUUCUCAACCAGGGUUCCAUGUAACAAUAGGGUUCCUCCAGGGGUGGCUAAGGGUUCCUUGAACUGUGGCUAACUGACCUUCCAUGUGAUAGUACCUGCAUAGUUAAAGGUCCAACCCCACUUGGCAGAGCCAGUGGAAUGAUUGCAAGGUUGUCAUUCUGGUCACCCCUGUAAAGGAAGCAUUCUUCCCAUUUACCACCACCAAUAUAAGAGGCCUUUUGCCAAUGACCUAUGGACUAAUCUUACCAGGGGUUCUAGAAAUUAUUUCAAUGUUUUUUUGAGAAAGGCUGUCCUACACUGUUAAGAGUAAAAACAAUGUUUUGCCUAUACAUUUAAUAAAAUGUCCUACUGGUUUUACCUGUAAGUAUAAACAUUAAUAAAAAUCUAAAAGUUAAAAAGA